AUUGGCUAUAUCUACAAAGAUUUUGGAUUUUCUCAUAAUGAUUAGAUUAUAUCUGUUCUUGUUUCCACCCUUCCGGUCCUUAUAGAUACAUUUUUUAAAUAUUGGACCUUUCAGUAUUUAAAUCGUGUAUCUCCAUCCCUUGUAAUUAUUUAUUGUUCAAUGAAAGAGAGUCACUGAUCAAAUUAGAAUGUUUCUUGCUUUGUGUAUAAGCAAAGAAAAACAAAAAACAAAAAAAUGGAUAGGGACUAGCGACCCGCCUAAUUUUAUUGUAGAAACCUUCGGGAUCAAUGAUUGGACCAUGCAAACUAAAAAUACCUUUUCCUGGAUAAAGCAAGAGAUUACUCGAUCCAUUUCCGUAUCGCUCGUGAUAUAUAUAAUAACAGGGACAUCUAUUUCAAACGCAUAUCCCAUUUUUGCGCAACAAGGUUAUGAAAAUCCACGAGAAGCAACGGGGCGUAUUUUGUUGGAAAUAAAGAAAUAAACAAUUAGAAAGGAAGAAGGAAUAUUAGAGAGAAAAUCAGACAAACGGACUAUUAAAGAUUUUUUAUUCUUCUCAUUUCUUCCCCUAUUCCCUCCAAAUACUAAGAAACCCUAUAUAAAUAGGGAGUAGAGUGGUAGGAGACUUACAAGAAAUAUAAGAGAGUUACGAUACAAGAUUUAAUUAUUAUACUAAAUAUGAAUAAAAUAUUAUAUAAAUGCUAGAAAAAAAAGAGUGUUACCGCAAUAUGAAAUGCGUGAAAUUAUAUAAGGUGUUAAUCACCAUUACAUGCAUGAGAAUAUAGAGUUAAAAUCACCAUCAUUUGAAUUCUGUGCUCUUCCGUGCACUGCUCCUUGGGUUGAGAGCAGUGGCAAUAGAUUUUCCUCCCUACGGUUUCUCUUCAGCAAGGGAGUUCCUUCACUUCUCCUUUCUUCUUACUCCUCUCUUCCUCCUCUUGAUCUCCUUCUUCAUCUUGUCAAUGUCUUGCUUUGGAAACUCCAACCCAAGGAACCACAAGGCAGUGGCAUAUUUGGGUUUUCUAGAGUUUAUAUCGGUUGAUUUUCAAAGGCUACAAUUGGAAUUGAUCUUGCCGAUGAAGUGGGUUUCUCCUAUUUAACGAGCAAGAACCUCUUUUUGGUGCAUCUCCUCGGAUGGGAUCUUGGCAGGGGUCAAAUUUGGUGAAACUAGUUCACACUAGUUCCCAAUUAGCUAUUGAUUGCAAAAGGAAAAGGAUGUUGUUGGUAAGGCUGGCUAUGGUUUGUGUGGGAAGCUUAAUAUUCAAGUUGGUAAAGAGGCUCUAGUUCCCUUAAUGGGUUUCGACAACAUGGGUUUGAAAGGGAUUGGCAAAGAUGGGAACCUAAUUGUGAGUAUAUGGAGGCGAUUGAGGGGCCUUGUACUUGUCUAGAGAAGGCCCAUACCUCUCUUGUAUGUUCUUCUUUAAGAGCAAGUAAGGCGGCAACUUGCGAGUUGGGGACUGUUUGUUGCCGAAAUCCCUUGCUCUCCCCAAGAAGCUGGUUAAAUAAAUGAGGAUGUCCAGUAGUUCUUAAUGCUCAUAAUGACUCCCCUUUCUAUAUUAGUAGCCUUAUUUAGCCUAUACAACGAUUAUAAUUUCAAUCUCUAGUUGCAUAUGGCUCUUUUUGCUUUAUUGUUUACAUCCGUUAUGGGCAUAGUUUAAAUUUGUUACUAGUACUAUAGGUCAUGCUUCUAAUUUUGUCUUUAGACUAUUUUGCUGUUAGCUAUAAUGCCAUGAGAUGGAAAUUAUUUCUUAUUACUUAAUAUAUUUCUCUUUUUUCGAUCAAAAAAAAAAUCACCAUCAUUUGAGUAUGUAAAUGCAUAAAAAUUUAAAGAGGUAAAAAAUGAGGAAAGUCAAACACAUCCACAAACUAAAUUAUUCAUAUUAUCUAUUUAGCUUCGCUCUUAUGAAAAAAUAAAUAGUUAUUUCCUAUAUUAGUCGAAUUGAUAAGGAUGUUUGAAUUAAUGUUAGGAAUGUAUAUCAAUUAAUAGUUAUCAAUUAC
Molecule: messenger RNA, 1992 nt
Organism: Rubroshorea leprosula
Lineage: Eukaryota; Viridiplantae; Streptophyta; Magnoliopsida; Malvales; Dipterocarpaceae
Source: the annotation of a GenBank genome assembly